Messenger RNA from Aedes albopictus (Asian tiger mosquito), 1818 nucleotides. RefSeq lists its product as uncharacterized. Lineage: Eukaryota; Metazoa; Arthropoda; Insecta; Diptera; Culicidae. The record is from RefSeq and is a predicted model, not a curated record. The transcript is spliced from 4 exons. Bases 1051 to 1551 code for a protein of 166 amino acids.
UCGUCGCAACUUCUAUGUUGCUUGUUUUGUGCCACUUUUGUCCAACAAUUCUCUUCACUGAUAUUUUGUCAAAUUUCGCGGGAUUUCUUAAAUUUCGCGACCGAUCAAUGGUCAAUUUCGCGGAAUUCGCGGCUUCCGCGAAUUCGCAAAUUUCCAUUGUCCCAGUUUUCUCAAUUGAGAGUGUUCUUGGUGAUUAAAUUUAUAAGACGAUCCGCAGAUGAAAACAAAUCUAAGUUUAACCUUUGUCACCUUUUACUGUAAGCACAGCUUGCCGACGCACUGCAAUUGAGGUAAACAUUUGUCUUUGAGAGCCUUAAUGAUUUUUUUAAUUUCACAUUUGCUUUGUGUCAUAAGCGUGAUGUUACACCGUACGGUAUUUCUUCUGCUUAUCAAAAAAUAAAUGAAAAUAAAUUCGGGCGCGAUUAAGGCUUCCGCUGGCAUCAGUUUCAUACAUAUAUGUUUCAAACAUAUGUAGUGGUUUUUGCAUACGGAAGAAGUUGCAUGAGGGGUUACGUAAAAAUUACGUAUAUAUAUGUGUGUAUAUGUCAUAAUUUUACCAAAUUCAAAAUAAAUAAUACAAAAAGUGUUGCAAUUGCGGAAGGGAGAGAGGUGGUCCACUUUUUGAAUCCUGUGUUUAGAAAUGUUUAAGUUCGUGAUUUUCUGAAAGUCCUCACUAAAAGAUUAAGCCCCUAAAAACGAAAUGUUGUUGAAAAGAGGAAAGAUAUAUCUAUAGAGCUACUAUUUGAAGUUAUCAAACUUUGGCGGGCCAUAUUGAAUUCGGUCGCCAUCUUGAACGUUCAGAGGAAACUAGGAGGAGGAGACAAAAUGUAAAUAGUGUGCCGGUUUCAGCGAGAAUUACUCAUGUACAAAUUUUUCAUUACAUAUUUCAUGUAUCACCCUUGAGCAAGCCACUCAACAUAGAGCUACAUUUAAGAUUGGUUAGGGAGGGACAGUGUAGUCUAGAUUCAACCGUUCGAGCAACUAGAGCCAAGCAGCAAAUAUUGUUAGUUUAUAGUGUGUCUUCAUCGCUUUGACUACUAAUCCUCCAAGAUGAUUUCAAAUAAACAUUUUCGUGUCAUGGGCAUCAUUUAUACCGGUCUGAUUAUGACUGGAUCAUUCUUAUUAGCAAUUAAUUCAAGCAUCACACUGAAAUCAACUAAUGUUAUUGAAGGUGAAACAAUCAGUGGCCUCAGCAUUACGAUGCUCAUUGUAUCUCUAGUUUUAUUGAUUUUCCAUGCUCUUCUUAUGUUCGCAAUAUUAAAGCAUCGAGUGGAAUUUAUUAAAUUCUAUCUACACCUCAUCUUAAUUUGCUACGUGCUGCAGAUUGUUAAUCUAUUGUUCGGUUGCAUCGGAGGUGGUAUCGACAUAAGAAACAGCGGCAAAACGGCUUAUGACAUCAGUACAGCGGCAAUGGUUAUGACAAUGUCGUACUUUUCUUAUAUAUCAAUUGCAACUAUUCAAUAUACUUUGAUUGUUUGGAUACUCAAAGGUGUAAUUAGCACUAGUUCGAAUGGCAGCAUGCGUUUGGUGACGUCUGGGGAUGCAGCUUAAAUGGCCUAAGUUAAGAGUGGGGUAUUAAACAUACCUAUAUCGAAAAUACAGUAGGGGCUAGUGUUCUCACAGCUAAUAACAAGAUGUUUUAACAUUCAAAAAUAAAUCGAAAAGCAAAAAUUAAAAACUUGCUCGACAAGGCAUAUUUCUACGAGCACCUUAUCUUUUGAAUCUUCUACCAUAUAAAAAACUCUAGAUCAUACCGAAGACUUCCAUCGAUUGGCCGGGAAAAAGCACUUUUCUCAUCCUAUCAUUCUGCUUCAAUUA